This is a messenger RNA of Aspergillus saccharolyticus JOP 1030-1, 1611 nucleotides long. Its product is annotated as glycoside hydrolase family 72 protein. The record is from RefSeq and is a predicted model, not a curated record. Gene Ontology annotation, molecular function: 1,3-beta-glucanosyltransferase activity. Bases 1 to 1611 code for a protein of 536 amino acids. Lineage: Eukaryota; Fungi; Ascomycota; Eurotiomycetes; Eurotiales; Aspergillaceae. Gene Ontology annotation, cellular component: fungal-type cell wall; cytoplasm. Gene Ontology annotation, biological process: fungal-type cell wall (1->3)-beta-D-glucan biosynthetic process. The transcript has 5 exons.
AUGAAGCUUUCCCUCGCUCUUGGAGCGGCAGCGUUUGCGGGAUCUGCCCUGGCAGACAUUGAUCCCAUUAUCAUUAAGGGCUCCAAAUUCUUCUACAGCAGCAACAAUACCCAAUUCUAUAUCCGUGGUGUUGCCUAUCAGGCCGACUAUGACUCCAACUCCACCGACAGCAGCUCCAGCAGCUAUGUCGACCCUCUGGCUGAUGCCACCACCUGCAAGCGUGACAUUCCCAUCCUGCAAGAAAUCAGAACCAAUGUCAUUCGUACCUAUGCUGUCGACCCUACUAAGAACCACACCGAAUGUAUGAACAUGCUCGCUGAAGCCGGAAUUUAUGUCAUCUCCGACUUGUCCGACCCAACCCAGUCCAUUGAUCGGGACGACCCGACCUGGGAAACCAGCUUGUACACUCGCUACAAGGACGUGAUUGACGACCUGUCUCAAUACAACAACACCAUCGGCUUUUUUGCUGGUAACGAGGUCUCAAACACUGUCGACACUACCGAUGCCAGCGCAUUCGUCAAGGCUGCCGUUCGGGACAUGAAGGCCUACAUCAAGGACAAGGGAUACCGCUCCAUGGGUGUGGGCUACGCCACCAACGACGACGCAGAUAUCCGCGUCAACUUGGCCGACUACUUCAACUGUGAGAGUGAGGAUCAAGGCGUCGACUUCUGGGGUUAUAAUAUCUACUCCUGGUGCGGUAACUCUACCUACGAGGAGUCUGGCUACAAGGAACGCACCGAGCAGUUCCGCAACUACUCAGUGCCCGUCUUCUUCGCCGAGUACGGUUGCAACACUGUCACUCCUCGCCGCUUCACCGAGAUCAAGGCUCUUUUCGGCGAUGAGAUGAACGAUGUCUGGUCCGGUGGUAUUGUUUACAUGUAUUUCCAGACUGACAACGACUACGGCUUGGUCUCCGCCAUCGACAGCACAAGUGUCAGCAAGCUGACGGAUUUCACCUACUACUCCGAGGAAAUCCAGAGCGCAACCCCCACUGGUACCAACAAGGCAUCCUACACCCCCACCAACACGGCGCUCCAGAGCUGUCCGACCGUCGAUAGCGAUUGGCAGGCGAAGGCGUCUCCCCUGCCUCCCUCCCCUAACAGCGAGCUCUGCUCUUGCAUGGACGCCGCCGCCGGAUGUGUCGUCAAGGACUCCGUCUCCAGCAGCAAGUACGCCGCCCUCUUCAGCGAAGUCUGCGGCUACAUUACCUGCACGGGUGUCUUCCACAACGGCACCACGGGCACCUACGGUGACUACAGCAUGUGCGAGGCCAAGCAGCAGCUCAACUGGGCUCUGAACCGCUACUGGGUGAGUCAGGACAAGGAGGACUCUGCGUGCAGCUUCGAUGGUUACGCUACCACCACCGCCGCCAGCACCGCCAGCACCUGCAGCUCCUUGCUCUCCCAGGCCGGCACCGCCGGUACUGGCUCCGUCUCAGCCACCGCUACCGCCACCGGCGACUCCGACUCCAGCACCUCCACCUCCAGCUCUGACUCUAGCUCCUCCGCUGGCUACAUGACUGGAAGCUCCAUGGUUGCUGUUGGACCUCUCCAGCUCGGUGCCUACGUCGUCACCGCCGUCGCUGCCGGUCUGGCUAUGAUCAUGUUGUAA